Closterium sp. Yama58-4 is the source of this 774-nucleotide messenger RNA. NCBI's taxonomy places the organism in Eukaryota, Viridiplantae, Streptophyta, Zygnematophyceae, Desmidiales, Closteriaceae. The record is from the annotation of a GenBank genome assembly.
AUGCUAGGAAGGAACUCCCUCAGCCAGACAGAACCAAAGCAUUUGAAGACCGAAGAAUCAAUGGGGAGCGGCGUUCUUCGCGCUCCAGAGAUGGGAGCAUUAUUCUCGAAGCGCAAAGCCGUUACAGAUGUCGAUAAGGCGAUACUGUCGUUGCGAACGCAGAAGCGGAAACUAGCGGAGUAUCAGAAGAAGGUCGGUGCAGUUAUCGAGCGGGAGCAGGAGGUGGUGCGGCAGAUGAUCAAGGAGGGCAAGAAGGACCGCGCGCUGCUGGCGCUCAAGAAGAAGAAGCUUCAGACGGACGCGCUCGCCAAGUCGGACGCGUGGGUGCUGCGGGUGGAACAGCAGCUCGCAGACAUUGAGAUCACUAGCCGGCAGGCACAGGUGUUUGAGAGCCUGAAGGCGGGGCACAUGGCGAUUCAGGAGCUGCAGAAGGAGAUCAGCCUGGAGGACGUGGAGAAGCUGUUGGGGGAGUCGGAAGAUGCAAAGGCCUUCCAAGACGAGGUGGCUGCCAUGCUGGCGGGUGCGCUGUCAGAGGAGGCUGAGCUGGAGGCUCUUGCUGAGCUGGAAGCACUAGAGACAGAGCUCGCUAUGAAGGAGGUAGAGGAGGAAAUCCCUGCUGUGCCCCAAGUGCCUGUGCUGCCAGACGUGCCAAAGGAGCCGCCGGUUAAAACACCAGCUAAAGGGGAAGCGGAGGAGGAGUGUGCUGCUGAAUCUGCUGAGGCUGAGGAUGGAACGAGCAGAGAACGAUUUCGUGAAGAACCUCUUCCUGCAUAA